GUCCUCCACCGCUAAGGGGCGCUGCAGGAUCGUCAGGCGUGCGUUGACAUUGUGGUGGAGGAUGAAGGCGCGUUAAAGCAGGCUGCAGUGAUUUAACAGAGCGCCGGAGCGAGAUGCACCCUGAGCGCCCCUUUACAUGCACAUCCACAUGUGGGGUAAAAGCAACAGACGCAGUCCACCCCAGGCCUUUCCACACCGGACUGCUGCGGGAACUUUUCAGGUUCACCCUGCCGAGAGUGCAUGCGGCUGAGAGCGCAGAUCCACAGACUAAUCUCAGCUCCCUGCCCAAACGUGUGGGCAAGCCAGAGUUUCCCGACACGGGAUGGGACCGUAUUAAAGACCUGUUCCAGCCGGGAGAUGGACAGGCAUACCCAGAGGAGUUGAGGAGUGUGGUGAAGAGCGGUGUAACGGCAGCUGUGGUGGGUCUGCUUUAUGGAGGACUGCCUGCAGCCCACCAUGCCCGCGAGAGGUUCAUCCAGCUCAGCCAGGCGGAGAUCUUCAGGAACAGAGUGGACGCAGUGCGUUCGGCCCACAAUGCAGCGAUCAGAGGGUUUGUGCGGUAUGGCUGGAGGUGGAGUUGGAGAGUGGCUGCUUUUGUUACCCUUUUUAAUUCUGUCAGCACUGGACUGUCUGUGUACAGAGACAAAAACACCAUGAGUCAUUUCGCCGUGGCCGGAGCUGUGACUGGGGGCGUGUUCCGGAUGAAUCUGGGUCUCAGGGGAUUGGUGGCAGGAACGGUUAUUGGAGCUGCUUUGGGCGUGCCUGCUGGGGCUUUGAUCAUUGGCCUACAGAAGAUGGGUGGAGAGACGAUGCGAGACAAGAGACGGCGAGAACGAAGAGAACUUUUCGAGCUGAGGGUAGCUGAAUGGAAUGCCCGUCUACAGCUUACAGACGACCUGAUUGGUGAAAUUAGUGGGCGGGACCACGACGCUGAGGUUGACCUUCAUAGAAUUGAGGAGCUGCUUAACAAACCUAGAAAUGAAGGCUCAGCCAAGACUUCUGACAGCCAGUGACAAGAAGCCUGACUUCAGUGAUGGACUUUGUUAGGUUAUAACACAUUAAAUGUUAAAUAUUAAA
Molecule: messenger RNA, 1077 nt
Organism: Pygocentrus nattereri (red-bellied piranha)
Lineage: Eukaryota; Metazoa; Chordata; Actinopteri; Characiformes; Serrasalmidae
Gene: timmdc1
Product: translocase of inner mitochondrial membrane domain containing 1
Exons: 8
Coding region: 114-1013 (299 amino acids)
Cellular component (GO): mitochondrion
Source: RefSeq, a predicted model, not a curated record